Messenger RNA from Grosmannia clavigera kw1407, 513 nucleotides. Its product is annotated as cytosine deaminase. Gene Ontology annotation, cellular component: cytoplasm; nucleus. The transcript has 6 exons. The record is from RefSeq and is a predicted model, not a curated record. NCBI's taxonomy places the organism in Eukaryota, Fungi, Ascomycota, Sordariomycetes, Ophiostomatales, Ophiostomataceae. Gene Ontology annotation, molecular function: diaminohydroxyphosphoribosylaminopyrimidine deaminase activity. Bases 1 to 513 code for a protein of 170 amino acids.
AUGCUCUCCGACCAGGAAGCUCUCCAGAUCGCCCUCGACGAGGCCAAGGCCGGCUUCGCCGAGGGUGGCGUCCCGCCCAGGCUGACCAUGGCACAGAUCGGCGCCGCCCUCGUCUCCGCCGAUGGCACGCUGAUGGGCAAGGGCCGCAACCAGCGCGUGCAGCUGGGCUCGCCCAUCCACCAUGGCGAGACGUCGACGCUCUACAACACCGGCCGGCUGUCGGCGAGCGCCUACAAGGGAAGCACAAUGUACACGACGCUAUCACCCUGCGACAUGUGCACCGGCGCUUGUAUCCUCUACGGCAUUAAGCGCGUCGUCAUCGGCGAGAACCGCACGUUCCUCGGCGGCGAGGCCUACCUGAAGCAGCGCGGCAUCGACGUCGUCGUGCUCGACAACAGCGAGUGCCGCGAGCUCAUGGAGGCAUUCAUCGCCAAGAGCCCCGAGCUGUGGAACGAGGACAUUGGCGUCGAGAAGCGGGUAUACUCCAAGGAGAGCAGCCAGCCGGCUUCAUAA